Messenger RNA from Alternaria incomplexa, 1395 nucleotides. RefSeq lists its product as uncharacterized. Bases 1 to 1395 code for a protein of 464 amino acids. Gene Ontology annotation, molecular function: metallodipeptidase activity. Lineage: Eukaryota; Fungi; Ascomycota; Dothideomycetes; Pleosporales; Pleosporaceae. The record is from RefSeq and is a predicted model, not a curated record. Gene Ontology annotation, biological process: proteolysis. The transcript is spliced from 3 exons.
AUGGAGAAGGCGGGCGACCUCCCUACCAGCCAAAAGCUUGCGCCAAUCCAGCGCCGGUCCUCGAGACGGCGCCUGUGCAAGUUUGAUGACGUUAUCUUCCUCGUAGUCCUCUUCCUUAUCGCGUCGACCAUUUGGUUCACAGAGAUCCGAACGUUGUUUCCAGGCCACAAGCACACAUGUGGAAAGCUAUUGACAGUUGAAGAGAGAGCGGUCAAGAUACUGCAAGAAAAUCCACUCAUUGAUGGCCAUAACGAUCUCAUGAUCUUCAUCCGGGGCAAAUACAACAACCAUAUUUACAAUGAAUCCGGUAGCGAUUUCGCAGACAAGUUCGAGAACGGCGGACUAGCGCAGCAUGUGGAUAUCCCUCGCCUCGAAAAGGGACAUCAAGGUGGUGCCUUCUGGAGUGCCUUCUGGCUCUGUCCAUUAGGCGACGAGACGAACUUUGCUGACGAAAGAUAUCACAAUAUCGUGAAAGCAACUCUCGGCCAGCUAGAUCUAUUCAACCGCCUAGGGCAACAGUACCCAAAAUACUUCACUCCAUCCCGGAACAGCGCGGAAGCCAUCAAGACAUUUGAAAACGGUGGUUUCAUUGCUCCAGCAGCUAUCGAAGGGUUGCACCAAAUCGGCAACUCGGUCUCUACUCUGCGACUUUACUACCAGCUUGGAGUCAGAUACGCGACUCUGACAUGGAACUGCCACAACAAGUAUGCCGAUGCAGCAAUCGAGACGGGAUCCGACUGGAGCGCGCGCAUUGCGAAACCCUAUUGGAAAGGUCUCAGUCCCGCAGGUCGCGACCUCGUCAAGGAGAUGAACCGCCUAGGAAUGCUAGUAGAUCUAGCGCACGUGAGUCAAGACACCAUGCGCGACGUACUCAUCGGUCGAGGUGACGGAAACUGGAACGGCAGUAUCGCGCCACCAAUCUUCAGCCACAGCUCCGCAUACGCAAUCUGCCCGCAUCCGCGAAACGUUCCCGACGAUAUACUUCAGCUCGUCAAGCAGCGCAAUUCUGUCGUCAUGGUCAACUUUAAUCCAGACUUUGUAUCCUGCAAGGCUUCGAAAACACCAAAUUCCUUCCCAGAUUUCGUCCCAGAGAACAACACCCUAGCGCACGUCGUACGUCAUAUUAGACACAUUGGAGAGUUAAUUGGGUAUGAUCACGUUGGUAUUGGCACAGAUUAUGAUGGCAUUGAGACCACUCCUGAGGGGUUAGAGGACGUAUCUAAGUUCCCUGACCUUAUCGCCGAAUUGCUGAGGCAGGGCAUAAGCGAUGAAGAUGCUGCAAAGAUCGCAGGACGGAACCUUCUUCGUGUCUGGGAGGAGGCUGACAAGGUGUCGAAGGAACUGCAAAAGACGAUGCUGCCCCUGGAGGAUGAGCUGCAUGAACAGUGGGCUUAA